This is a messenger RNA of Pichia kudriavzevii, 696 nucleotides long. RefSeq lists its product as uncharacterized. NCBI's taxonomy places the organism in Eukaryota, Fungi, Ascomycota, Pichiomycetes, Pichiales, Pichiaceae. Gene Ontology annotation, biological process: dolichol-linked oligosaccharide biosynthetic process. The record is from RefSeq and is a predicted model, not a curated record. Gene Ontology annotation, cellular component: UDP-N-acetylglucosamine transferase complex. The transcript has a single exon. The coding region runs from base 1 to 696 and encodes 231 amino acids.
AUGGAUGAGAACCAAUUUACAGUUAUUGUGUCAAGUAUUUUGACACUUAUUCUAUUGGUUUUGGCACGACUGAUAUCAGUGUUACCGGUGACGAAACGAGUCAAUAGAUUGAAUGAGCGUGAACAUGGUGCUUUUAACAGUAAUACUAAGGCAAAAGGGAAGCGGCAAAUGCUGAUUUUAUUAGGAUCGGGAGGUCAUACUGGUGAAAUGUUACGUGUUUUGGAACAGUGGAAGCAGUUGGAUAAGUAUGACAGAGAAUAUGUAAUAAGCACAGGAGAUGAAACAUCAAUUAUAAAAUUGAAACAAUUCGAAGAACAACAUGGAAGUUCAAAGAAUUAUAAAAUUACAUUUGUAUAUAGAGCUAGAAAUAUAGGCGAAGGAAAAUUCAAAGCCACAGUAAACACUCUGAGAAGUUUCAUUUCAACAAUAUCCACUUUUUCAGGGAAAAAUAAACUACCGGAUAUUUUUCUAACCAACGGACCCGGAACAGCAAUUCCAAUAGCAUACAUAUUAUUUAUAUUCAAGUUUUUCGGUAUGUGCCGAACAAAAAUCAUCUAUAUGGAGAGCAUUGCGAGGGUCAAAGACCUGAGUCUCACUGGAUGGUUAAUUAUGCCAAUCAGUGACCGUAUAUUAGUCCAAUGGGAGAGAAUAUCAAAGAAAUAUAGAAGAUGUGAAUAUUAUGGGAUGUUAGUUUAG